CUAAAUCCACCAAGCCUUUAGUAUAACGCACACAUUACAACAACGACAAAAAAGAAGAAACAUGACGAUGAAAACAUUUAUUGCAUUUUCCGCUUUGCUGGCAGUUGCCUCAGCUAGUGUAUCUUAUUACGCCCCAGCCGGACUGGUUAUUCCAGCCACAAAGCAUCAAUACCAUGCCCAGGAUGAAUUCGGCCAGUAUGCUUUUGGAUAUAGCGAACCCUUGUCAGCCAAACAGGAAGUGAAAACAUUGGAUGGCGUCACUCGAGGAUCUUACAGCUACACAGAUUCCGAUGGGAUUAUUCAGACAGUCGAUUACACAGCCGACGAGGGUGGUUUCAGAGUUGCAGCAACAAACCUACCUAAGCCAGUCGAAGCUCCCGAAGUUCCUCCACAAGAUAUCCCAAAACAAGUCGAAGACACACCCGAAGUUGCAGCUGCUAAAUCUGCUCACUUAGCUGCUGUCGAAGAGGCUAAACUACGAAAUGGUGACCAAGAGCCAGCACCUGCGCCAGUGACUGCAGCUCCUGUUGAGCUACCCCGACAAGUUGAAGAUACACCCGAAGUGGCACAGGCCAAGGCAGAACAUUUGAAUGCUGUGGAAGAGGCUAAGCUUCGAAAUGCCGCCAUCGAGAAGAUCGAUAAUGAGCUGUCAAUUAUUCGCAACACUCCAUUACUUGCUCCUCUGCAAUUGGCCUAUCGCUCUUUGUUGCCAAAUCAAUUCUCCUACACUUAUGGUCUGAGUGGUGCUCUUCCCUUGCUGUCAAACACGCAUUAUGUUACCUCGCAUGUUAUCCACUAAAACAAAAAUUGGUCUACAGAAAAGUCUGAUUGUGUGAUGUUAUAAGUGUACCUACUGCAAUUGUUACUUAAAUAAAGUUUAUUCAAGCAAAAA
This is a messenger RNA of Eupeodes corollae, 892 nucleotides long. RefSeq lists its product as uncharacterized. Gene Ontology annotation, cellular component: chitin-based extracellular matrix. Gene Ontology annotation, molecular function: structural constituent of chitin-based larval cuticle. Lineage: Eukaryota; Metazoa; Arthropoda; Insecta; Diptera; Syrphidae. The record is from RefSeq and is a predicted model, not a curated record. The transcript has a single exon. The coding region runs from base 62 to 799 and encodes 245 amino acids.